Pseudovirgaria hyperparasitica is the source of this 1751-nucleotide messenger RNA. Its product is annotated as Acetamidase/Formamidase. Gene Ontology annotation, molecular function: hydrolase activity, acting on carbon-nitrogen (but not peptide) bonds, in linear amides. The coding region runs from base 276 to 1511 and encodes 411 amino acids. The record is from RefSeq and is a predicted model, not a curated record. NCBI's taxonomy places the organism in Eukaryota, Fungi, Ascomycota, Dothideomycetes, Acrospermales, Acrospermaceae. The transcript is spliced from 6 exons.
CAUAGCACGUGUUUACGUAGUCACGUACUGUAGCUACCUGUGGACCCAGCAGAGCUAUAGCCAUCUCCUUAUCGCGCAUCCCGCUCGGCCCUCAAUUACCUGACGAUGGCUUGUCACGGCUCCUUUUUCCCUAUCAGUAGCCCCGCAUUUAUUUAUAUCUCGAUAUACUACUGUAUUCCACUUCCAAUCCUGACCUGUCAUGCCAAUUGACCUUCUACUACUCUUGAGCCUUUACCAGUCCUUUCUGCCGUCAACUGAUCCAAGAUCUCGUCAUCAUGGGCAAAGAAGGUCUUCGAUACGCCGCAAAGGUUGACUUGGAGAAGCCAGCUGCUGAACAACCGCAAUUACAUAAUCGAUGGCAUCCGGACGUCCCUUUCGCUGGAAAGAUUAAGAACAACGAAGUGGUCAAGAUCCAAUGUGUAGACUGGACAGGCGGUCAGAUUGGCAAUAAUGACUCCGCAAACGACGUCAGGGAUGUCGAUCUCACCAAGAUCCACUACCUAACCGGCCCCUUCGAGAUCGAAACAGCCGAACCAGGCGACAUCCUCCUCGUCGAGAUCCAGGACGUCCAGCCCCUACAAGACCAGCCCUGGGGCUUCACAGGCGUCUUCCCAAAGACCAACGGCGGCGGCUUCCUCGACGAGCUCUACCCAGACGCAGCAAAAGCCAUAUGGGACUUCGAAGGCAUCUUCUGCUCCUCCCGUCACAUCCCCGGCGUGCGCUUCGCCGGCCUCAUCCAUCCAGGCAUCCUCGGCUGCGCGCCCUCCGCCGAAAUCCUCGCCGAAUGGAACCGCCGCGAGGCCGAACUCAUCACCGCCUGCGCCCACCUAGACCGCGAUGUCGCGAUCCCGCCCACGCCCCAGAACGUGCACGCCGGCUCUGCCGAUGCCGCCAUCAAGGAGAAGGUCGGCCGGGAGGGCGCGCGCACGAUCCCGGGCCGCCCCGAACACGGCGGGAACUGCGACAUCAAGAAUCUGAGCCGUGGCAGCAAGGUGUACCUGCCCGUGCAUGUACAGGGUGCGAAGUUCAGCGUUGGCGACUUGCAUUUCUCUCAGGGCGAUGGCGAAAUCUCCUUUUGCGGCGCCAUCGAAAUGGCAGGUGAAAUCACGCUCAAAUUCAGCGUCAUGAAGGGCGGCAUGUCCAAACUCGGUCUCAAAUCACCCAUCUACAUGCCAGGCCCGGUGGAGCCGCAGUUCGGGCCGGGCCGAUACAUCUACUUUGAGGGAUUCAGCGUCGACGAGCACGGCAAGCAGCACUACAUGGACGCCACGGUGGCCUAUCGUCAGACGUGUCUGCGCGCCAUCGAGUAUCUGCGCCGGUUCGGCUAUGAUGAUUAUCAGAUCUAUUUGCUGCUGAGCUGUGCGCCUGUGCAGGGCCAUCUUGCCGGCAUGGUCGAUAUUCCGAAUGCGUGUACGACCCUGGGCGUGCCGAUGGAUAUCUUUGAGUUUGAUAUUAGUCCUGGGGCGGAAGUCAAGAAGUUGGAUUUGGGUUGUUGUGCGAAGGCUAGUUAGAAAGAGGAUGGGACGCGUGGGUGCAUUGACUGGCAGAACGGCGUUGAUGAUUAGAAAAGUGAGCGAGCGGUGGCGUUGGUGAGGGGGGUGCAUAAGAGAAGAGGAGUUGAGCAUGUAGAUGUAGCUCGAGUGCGGUAUAUAACUUUGCCUGUACUAGUUCGGACAAUAUCAAAACUCCAGCCUGAUGCUGCUAAAUGACAUAGCGUCUACCCAAGCGCCAAUACCCGUGCACGAAGAACG